GCGGAAUUUCCGAGGGCUUGCCUCUCCUCAUGCGCACCCACAAGAGAAUUUCACGCAAGAAUUGGGACUGGCGUUUGGAUCGACAACUUCACAUUCCCACGACGACGACACGACAUCUUUUUUCUUCUUUCCCACGGUCCUCCAACGCGAGCGGGAAAGCUACAGCACAAUGUCGACGCAGACGGAGCCCACCACCAAGACCUUCGGCAAGUCGAGCCGGACGGUGCUUCACCACUCCCAGAAGGCCCAGAAGUGGUACCCAGCGACCGACGAUGCCGGCCCCCGGAAGGUCCGCAAGGCCAUCCGCCCCUGGACGCCGCGCAAGUCUCUGGAGCCCGGUACCGUCCUGAUCCUCCUCGCCGGCCGGUUCCGUGGCAAGCGUGUUGUUCUCCUGAAGUCCCUCGACCAGGGCGUCCUCCUCGUUACCGGUCCCUUCAAGAUCAACGGCGUGCCCCUGCGCAGGGUCAACGCCAGGUACGUCAUCGCGACGUCGCAGAAGGUCGACCUGUCCGGCCUGGACGAGCAGAAGAUCGAGGAGGUUUCGCAACCCAAGUACUUCACCGCCGACAAGGCCAAGGAGAAGGCUGGCGAGGAGGCCUUCUUCAAGCAGGGAGAGAAGCCAGAGAAGAAGGAGGUUAACAGCACCCGGGCCGCGGACCAGAAGGCGAUCGACAAGGCCCUGAUCGCCAACAUCAAGAAGGUCGACCUUCUUGCCUCUUACCUGGCCUCCUCCUUCAGCCUCCGCAAGGGCGACAAGCCCCACGAGAUGAAGUGGUAGGCGGGGUAACGGGAGACGGGGGAGGUGCAUCGGGUUUACUGGAUUGGGGCUCGGCGCGUGCGAUUUUUCUUGCAGUGGAUGAUGGGCUGGUAUGGCUUUGUUUGGCCAAUUGCAUCCGGACGUUGAAAGGGUUUGGUCCAUUCUGGCGUCUGUAAUCGAGGUUUACACAGUCAACAAGAACAAAAAAGAUCCGGAUCUUCCAUGGGGUUAUUAUGGUCACACAAGGCAUCUCUUUCUGGUUCUUUUUGGGGGUCUCUCUUUUGAAGCUAGAGCUAUCGAACUUCUUUUACGCGGCGCCA
Messenger RNA from Gaeumannomyces tritici R3-111a-1, 1077 nucleotides. RefSeq names its product 60S ribosomal protein L6-B. Gene Ontology annotation, molecular function: structural constituent of ribosome; RNA binding. The coding region runs from base 170 to 778 and encodes 202 amino acids. Gene Ontology annotation, cellular component: ribosome; cytosolic large ribosomal subunit. The record is from RefSeq and is a predicted model, not a curated record. Lineage: Eukaryota; Fungi; Ascomycota; Sordariomycetes; Magnaporthales; Magnaporthaceae. Gene Ontology annotation, biological process: cytoplasmic translation; ribosomal large subunit assembly. The transcript has 3 exons.